UCACAUCAUACGCAGCGCACUGACAAAACACAUCGCAAUCUCACACAGCGGGGAGUGAGUGAGCUCUUACUGACAAUAUCCCCAAGUUGUACAGGGACUCUUUGGCAGUUUCGCUUCUCCACCAAGCGACAAGGAACUGAUACCAGUUUGAUUUUAAUACUGCACGACAGCAUCGAGACGCCAAUUUCCAAAAAACUAGGUUCCAGCUUUGUACUUGUCUGACCUUCAGCGGUCUUCAGCCCACUCAUAGACGGGCACACAGUCAUGUAGAGAGGAGAGAAUCGAGGACACCCGGGUCACUUUCAGCACUUUCGUCACAAAGAGACACCCCCUCCACUGUUCGGGCUGGACUGCACAGCAGCCCGCCCCCCGCGUCCCCCAGCCAUGUCGUCACGCAUCGCCAUGCGCCUGCAGCUUAUGCGGGACCAGAUGCAGCAGGAGGAGCAGCGGGAGCGGCAGCAACAGCAGGCAGCAGCCAUGCAUUACAUGCAACAACGCAUGCCGGCCCCACCCACACCCUCACCCGCCAUCAGCGCUCCAUCUCACUUCCAGGCGCCCAUGCAGGUGCCCGUCGAAGUGCUAAAGGUGCAGACUAAUCUUGAGAACCCCACAGACUACCACCUCCGGCAGUCUCAGCGGCAGCAGCUCAAGGAGUACCUGUCCACUACCUUUGCCACCAAGCAGGCUGUGCACGCUGCAACAAGCUUGGUUCAGCCUUCUCCACCACCCACCAUGGCCCAGGGUCAGACAGGAACUGUCCCACCUCCUAUACCAUCUCCAUGCAUGCGCACAGAGCAGCUCAUGAACUCUGCUGGGAACAGCGCACCCAACAGUCCCAUGGCAAUGCUCAACAUUGGCUCCAGCCAUGAGAAUGAGAUGGAUGAUGUUAUUGAUGACAUCAUGAGCCUGCAGUCCAGUUAUGAUGACAUCCAGGCUUAUAUUGAUCCUGUGGUGCAGAUGCCAAACACACUCCCACUGUCUAGCAGCCAUUUGGAUGUGUACAUGGGGCCAGGUAUGACCGGACAAGCAGUCGCCAUGUCCAGCAAUUCCUGCCCUGCCAAUCUGGCCAUCAAGAGAGAGGCCCCAGAUGGUGACGUCCGUGCCAUGGCUAAAGAAAGACAGAAGAAAGACAACCACAACCUGAUUGAAAGGAGACGAAGAUUUAAUAUCAAUGAUCGAAUUAAGGAGCUGGGAACCAUGAUCCCCAAAACCAAUGAUCUGGAUGUGCGCUGGAAUAAAGGCACGAUUCUGAGGGCCUCUGUGGAGUAUAUUAAACGGAUGCAAAAAGACGUCCAGAGAACCAGAGAGGUGGAGAACAACUUCAGAAAGAUGGAGAUGGCCAACAAACAUCUAUGGCUCCGCAUUCAGGAACUUGAGAGGCAGGCUCAAAUGCACGGCCUUCCCAACACCUCUCCAUCAGGCCUGAACAACACUGAGAUUCUGAACCCCUUCAUCAAGCAGGAGAACAGUCCCGAGGAGAACCACCUCCCGCAUCAGCACCACCUCCCCCCUCACUACCCCCAGCAGCAUCAGGGUCAGCCCCGGCCUCAUCCUCAGCUUCACCAGCACCUCCACCCUCAGCCCCCGCUGCAGUAUCCAGCUGUCGGCAGCUCCCAGCACUUUGACUUUGCCCAGUCACUGGACUUAUGUGACAGUGGCAUUCUAGGAUAUCAGGAUGGGAUGGGUGGCAUGGGGGAUCUCGGCUCAUUGGGCGGAGGCAUCGCACACAUGGGAAAGAAGAAUGAGCUGGGUUUCUUACUAAUGGAUGAGACCUUAUCGCCUUUGGGCGGAGACCCGCUGCUAUCAGCCAUGUCCCCUGAAGCUUCUGUGGACAGCAGCCGUCGUAGCAGUUUUAGCAUUGAGGAUUCAGACGUACAGUGAUGUUGUCACUGUGCCACACGAAUAUACAACAGAUAUUGCAAAUAUUACACAGUUAGCAGAAAAUACGGUUUAGGUACUUUUUCACGUUUUGUCUGGCGCACAAAUCGAAACAUCAUGCUUUUAGUACGAUUUCUUACUUUUGUAUACAAACCCUUUUUUUGCUCCACACAGCUGUUGGCAAAAAUCAGUAUAUGCACAUAAUGAUACAUAGAUAUAUACUGUAACAAAACAAACUGAAAUGCUUGAAUCCUGUCACCUAGAGUUGGCUUAUAUUGUACAACAAUUGAGAAACCCUGCAAUAUAACAGUGCACCAGUACAACCAUCAAAACGUCCAUUUAGAUAUUGUUUUGCAACCCAAAAUGUAGCGUUCGAGAAAAACCCUAAAAUAUGCAUCUCCAUCUUAAAAUCAUAACCACAUUUAAGUCACAUUUAAUCUCUGUCUUGCACUGUAAAAAUGCUUCAUUUUAUAGCUUUAUCAUAUACACUAUCAAGCAUUAAAGGUGCAGUGUGUACAUUUUAGCAGCAUCUAGUGGUGAGGUUGCGAAUUGCAACCAACAGUCCAAUGCUCACCCCUCGCUUUUGAAACGCAUAGAGAAGCUAUGGUAGCCGCCACCAGAAAAACAUGUCACAUCGGAGACAACUUAGUAAAAAAGGUUUGGGUUCUGUAGAAACAUGGCGGCACAAAAUGGCGACUUCCCAUUAAGUGGUCCCUUGGGUGUAUGUAGAUAAAAACGUCUCAUUCUAAGGUAAUAAAAACAUAACGGUUCAUUAAAAAAGGUCUUUAUACACCCCUGAUAAUAUAGUUUUGUAUAUUAUUUUGCAUUUCUGUCAAGAGAUCCUUAUUAAAGUUACACACUGCACCUUUAAGGUCAAAACAUGUGCCCCAGCUGUCACUGGAGCAGCACCCUUUUAAAAAGUACAGCUUUGCAUCUAAAGAGUUCAUAUUAGUACCUCAGAGGUACAUAAUGGUACCAAUGAAAGCCUGUUAGUACCUCAAAUAUACAUUUUAGUACCUCAAAGGUAAAUGUUGUUACCACAUACUUAUCUAAUGGUACAUAUUAGGACCUUUUAAAGGGUACUGAACCAGUGAUAGUGAUAUGCGUAAUCAGCCAAAGUCUGCAUAUUUAUGCGGGGGCCGCAUUUUUUAAAAACGCCGCACUUUCGCCGCAUAAAUUGCAGAUUUCUGCUUGCAAAAUAUGCGGGGCUUGCAUGAUUUCAAAAAAUCAAUAAAAAGCUGCAAACAGUUUUUGCAAGUUCACGCAAUUUCAUCGCAUAAAAUUGCAUAAAUAUCCCGCAUAUUCCAUAGCAUUUUUUAAGAAAAAGUGCUGCAAGAUCAAGGAUUUUUUCCUGCAACAAUCACAAAAGAACUCCGCUUUUUCUGGAAGGACUGAUUAGUCUUUUUCCAAUAGUGAAACAUAUUUUUUCCUAAUAAAUAGAUUGGAAGCAUUUUCUAUGAUUAUAUCACCACAUCUAAGCUCUUAGACAGACAGAGGGAAAGCUUGCUCCAUCAUAGCAAUAUGCAAAAUCAGCUUCCUUCCAGGUUCCCACAGACAAAAACCUUUUGAAAAAGUGUAUUUAAAGGGACUGUAAGUAGGAUUUUAAGUGUUUUAUUAAUCAAAAUCAAUGUCUUUAUUCAUUAAUAUGUCCUCAUUGGUGUCAUAUACCUCUGCUAGUGAUCUGACUUUUCUUUGUAAGCUUAAGGGGGUUGCACACCGGCCGCGCCGUUCUAAAAAAAUCGAACACAUUGUUUUUUAUGAGUAUACGCACACUGGCGCCACCAGGUGGUGCCUGUCCGCGCCGCCCAGCUUUGACUCUGGAAGUUGCUCAAAUCCCUGUCGUGCCACACAGCGCCACUCACAUAGUUUAACAUUAAAUAACAUCAUAUUGUCCCAAAUCAUAAACGAUUAACAUUGGCUGCUAACAUAUAUUUUUUAUUUUGAAGUAGACGCUAUCUGACGAAGCUCGCGCUAUUUAAUGUGCACUUCCGGUUUACGAUACCUCCGAGUUGUCGUAGACGCGACGCUGAGCUGCGCGGCCGGUGUGCGACCCCCUUCUCUUUACUUACAUUGAACGGGUAAGUCCAAAGAGGCUUCCAUGUCGUUCGGCCGUAUUAAUAAACUAUAAUAGCAGAGAGGGACAAAAAGCACUAGCCUACCAACGCGUUUCCACAACGCGUUUUCAUUCAGAACACGUGAACCAGCUGAAACAGACAAGGAGAUCAGCGAUUACAUAACGGCUACCGUAGUUGCAACACGCAUUUGGAAAAGCGAGGCGCUAGAGAGCACUGUUCGUUUGAAUGCAAAAUACAAUUUCACCACUAGAUGGGGGAAAAUCCUACUUAUUGUCCCUUUAAAAGUCUAAAAUGUCUACAAAUAAAGCAAUACAUUUUCCAGUUAUGUUCUUCAAAAUAUUUCAUCCGCAAAUAUUGCUCUUGGGUAGAGUUAAACUUGUGCACAGGCUAUGCAAUGUCUUGUUUGUCAGUGAAUCAUUAUUUUCACUUCUUUCCAACCAAUUCACAAAUGAGUGUAAAUGAUUUAAAAUUGCAACAGUACAAAAGUUUAAUGAUUUUAGUCACAAAUGACUGGAGAAGGGUCACGGAAAUUCAUUGGUGAAAGUGUGGGAACCCUGCAAGCUUUCAUUACUGUCUGUUAAAGCGUAAAGUCUCGUCCUAUACUACCACUGGUUAGUAUUUCAGACUAUUGGGUGCAAUUCUCCACUAACACGAAGAGAUAAAAGAAACCUGCCACAGUGCCUGACACAAACAUUAGUUUUACACAAAUACAUUUUGAUGUAGCAGCUCUUGUUAUUACUGAGGACAAAACAAUGCAUGCAGGCUUUGUUUGUUUAACAGAACAGAGCAGGUGCUAGUGUGACCGUUGAUUCAGUGAAGGUACAGCAGAAUGCAAAAUAAAUUAACUAUUUAGUGUUGCAAUAUACUCCUAGUAAGGUGCCUUAAAGCCAAGGCUGGAUUCUUCAAAAAGCACAAGGUGAAAUGUCCUCGCACGUUGGCACGCAGUAAAAUAAAGCCAACAGCUGCGAGUGGCAUUUGCCAAGCUCAAAUUUAAACAGCCAAGGUGCCUUUCAGGGAACCUGGAUCAAAUUUCAGGUUGAUUUUAUUGUUGUUGUAAAGAAAGUAAAUAUGUUGAAAAGGUAUACAGAUUUAUUUUCUCAAAGCACUGGAGAAACCAAUUAUAAUUUUAUUGACAUUAUAAAGAUUUUAUGAAGUGAAUUUUAUUUCAAAUGUUUUAUGCCACUAAGCCACUUAAAUGUAUUUUAUCUGUCCUUUUUUAUUUUAUCUUCUAAAAAAUAUUCUUCACUGCCGAGCCAUUGAAAUAUAAACAUAUUUCUAAUGCCAUUCUGUUAUGAAAAUGGCAAGUGUGGAGCCAUAUAUAUAUAUAUUUUUUGUACAAAAUCAUUAAAACACAUCAGGCUUUUAAGAAAUUAAAAGAGCAUGUAAAUGUUGUUUUUAUAUUAUUUGAUUCUUUUUUAAGAAAAGGUGAUACUGUUAAGUUGGUGAUUCGUUGUUUCAUUCGAUAUUGAUUGGAGAAUGUGAAUUUUAUGUAUUGUACAGUUCAGUAGAUUAAAUUUAAGAUGGUUUGUAGUCUGCCUGUGUUAAACAUGAGCUUUAAUAAGUUUCCUAAAAACAUUUUCCAAAUGAUACACUUAUUGUUUAACUACCACCUCCUCUCUCUGUUUUAUUGCUUUAUUAUUUUAAAGGUACAGUCCAUAAGUGCUGAAACAGCACCAUUUACCACUCAGUCAUGAAAAUACAGGGGAGACACCACCACCGGUGUUUUAUACAUUAUUGCAGGGGUUUAUGACUAAAUGCCUGCCAAUGGCAGCAAUUAUAGAUCACCACAAGUAUAACCGACCAACUUGUUAAGCUGGGUUGGUUACUCUAUGCAAAUCUUUGACUUGGUUAGCUAGACAAGAAAAAGUAAAAAAUAAGCAAGGGCAUUUUUGGAAAUGUAGCUGUAGCUAAAAAUGGGGCUUCUAAUUUUGCUUGUGUGACAUUUUUGUUUUUAGCCAUGCGCCAAGAAUGAAAAGGUUUGCUAUUAAAAAACGAAAAUAAAUCACUUGAAGUAAAAGAGUUUGCUUUGGUAAAAUAUCUUGAUGAAAAUACUUAUUUACAGCAUGCUGAAAGACAAUACAAACAGAAUGUGACUCAAGUUUUUACCAAACCUCUCUGAAGGCCGUGAGAAUGUUUCAUUACUGUGGAUGUGUCAUGUAUAUGGGAUUUGCUCUUUCAAAAUCUCUGGAAGAAAUGACAGCUCUAAUUAAACAUAUUUAAGAUGA
Molecule: messenger RNA, 6178 nt
Organism: Misgurnus anguillicaudatus (oriental weatherfish)
Lineage: Eukaryota; Metazoa; Chordata; Actinopteri; Cypriniformes; Cobitidae
Gene: tfeb
Product: transcription factor EB
Biological process (GO): positive regulation of DNA-templated transcription; regulation of transcription by RNA polymerase II; humoral immune response
Cellular component (GO): nucleus
Molecular function (GO): RNA polymerase II cis-regulatory region sequence-specific DNA binding; protein dimerization activity; DNA-binding transcription factor activity, RNA polymerase II-specific
Source: RefSeq, a predicted model, not a curated record